Cyphomyrmex costatus is the source of this 436-nucleotide messenger RNA. RefSeq lists its product as uncharacterized. Bases 89 to 436 code for a protein of 115 amino acids. Lineage: Eukaryota; Metazoa; Arthropoda; Insecta; Hymenoptera; Formicidae. The record is from RefSeq and is a predicted model, not a curated record. The transcript is spliced from 4 exons.
GCGAUUUCCUCGAUCGUGUGCACUUCAGGGAGAAGAGGAGCGCGACCAGCGACUUGUUCGAAGGAUUUCCAUGGAAUAGCUAUUCACGAUGACCAAUAUGAAGUUUUUUCGCGUCAUCCUGGCGCUCCUGGGAGGCACGCACGCUUUGUACGCACAACCAUCGGCGUCUCCAACUGUGAAAACCGGUGGUUCUAGUAUCGCCAGCGUAGUAGCAGGUAGCAAACCGACGAGAUCCUGGGACAAACCUCAAUUCGACGAUAUUGCACCGCGAAAUAUCACUGCCAUCGUCGGUCAGACGGCGGAGCUGAAUUGUUAUGUCAAGCAUCCGGGGGACCGUGUGCUUGGAAAGAAAAGUUGCAAGGAGCAGGUUUCUCACUACAACAGCAAAGCUUGUAGAUGGAACAGCUGGCUUGAUUGUAAAAUGGAUCGGAAGUGA